CCGACGUAAGCAUCGAACCAGUAUCGGAGACUAUCUCGUUCCUUCUGCUCCAGCCUGAGAGGAUUGAGGCGGUGAAUACUGCCAGAUUGAAGUCAACCCCGAGUCUGUUAGGCCGUUGGCCUCAAUCAACAUGUCUCAAACAAUCGGCCAGACCCGCCUCGCAUAUGCUCGCUCAUGGCACCUUAUCGACAUCGGCUCCGACCCGCGCUCCCUCGGCCGCGUCGCAUCCUCGAUCGCACUCAUCCUCAUGGGUAAACAUAAACCCAUCUUUGAUCCCUCGACCGACUGCGGAGACUAUGUCGUAGCCAUUGACUGUGCAAAUCUCCACACAACUGGCAAAAAGCGCUUUCAGAAACUAUACCGCACACACACGACACGACCCGGUAGUCUAAAAGAAAUUAGCAUGGAUCGGCUGAUGGCAAAAUGGGGUGGAGGCGAGGUGCUGAGAAAGGCUGUAAGUGGGAUGUUGCCGAAGAAUAAGUUGCGGAAGGAGAGGUUGGCGCGGUUGAAGACUUUUGAGGGGAGGGCGCAUCCGCAUAAGGAUAAUAUUUUGAAGGUGGGGUUGGGUGGAGGUGCGAGUAUAAUAGACAACCCGAUAGUUAAGAAGAGGCUGAGGGAGGUAAAGGAGGUACAAGAGGUAUCUCCUUCAUGAUAUAUUUGAUGUUGAGCAAGGAAGUGGAGAGACCCUGUCAAGAUAUGUAUUCAUAGAUGGCAUGCGGAGUGGCUGACAUGCUCGCAUUCGAGUUAAUGUAGCAUAUGUGAAACGUGCAUUUCACACCAUUCCCAAGCAAGGUCACUUGAGAAGCAUGCAGGUUUAAUGGGUUCUUUAUGACAAACUUUGUUCGGCAGGCAAGGUCUAUAAAAUGAAGAACCUAUACGAUUGUGGGGGAGGCCCUCAGAUAGCGAGGGUAAAUGCUAGUUUUGCUACAU
Molecule: messenger RNA, 930 nt
Organism: Lindgomyces ingoldianus
Lineage: Eukaryota; Fungi; Ascomycota; Dothideomycetes; Pleosporales; Lindgomycetaceae
Product: 50S ribosomal protein-like protein L13
Exons: 2
Coding region: 131-652 (173 amino acids)
Biological process (GO): negative regulation of translation; translation
Cellular component (GO): mitochondrial large ribosomal subunit; ribosome
Molecular function (GO): mRNA binding; structural constituent of ribosome
Source: RefSeq, a predicted model, not a curated record